AUGACAAGUAUCAGACACUAUCAGAAGCACUAUAUCCUCCUCAUCCGCAGCAUCCUUCCCAUUAGGUGUUUUUCCACCUUGGAGGAGGCCAAGUUGGCCUGUGCCGAUGCCAUUGGCCUUUGCAGCGGGAUCUCAGCGCAGAGCAACGUCUGCAACGGCACCUGGACGUUGAAUGUGGGCUCCGCUGACACUGUGGAGGUGGCGGAAGCGACCUUGAGCUUAAAAACCUUGACAGUGGACCGGGAGUGUUUGAAGAAUGUACAAAAUGCCAACGCUUCCAAAUAUGUCAUUCAUCUCAACAACAAGUCCUGGGUGGAAGCCGAGAAGCUCUGCGCAGAGGAGGGGCUACAGCUGGCUACGCCUCACAGCCGCGAAGAUGUGAAGGCACUCACGGCGGCGAUGGAGUUGAAGGGCGCUGCUAAGGCGCACAUCGGCCUGCGCCGCGACGUGCAGUUCGGCAAGGGUCCAUGGACGGAUCCUUCAGCCUUCUACUGGGUCACCGGAGAGAAAUUGGAGACGGACUGGCCCGGCUGGGGAGGCUAUGGACUGGCCUCGUUGAGCACGAAUUUGUUGGAGGGUCUGCCGGUGAAGCAGCCGCACCUCGAAGCCUUCCUGGAAGGUUGCUGCUACCUGGGCUAUUUCCAGACCUUAGAGGAGGACGGCACCAAGGGUGCGGGCGACACGACCUGCGACCACUUCCGCAUUCCCUUCGCAUGUCAACCCAUUGAGGAGCGACAGAUGGUCGAUGUGACCACAACCACCAGCACUGCGGCGCCCUGGUUCUAUGGCCUCGCGCUGCGUGGCAGCGGCAGCUGCCCGCAAGAUAUGAAGGUCUCCCCGGUGCCGCUGAGUCAGUGUCAGGAGGCAGCCAUGAAGGCUCAGCUACCACCAGGCGCCAAACGCGGCCGAACGGCCCUGCAAGCGGGUUAUGAUGUGGGCUCCAAGGAUGCCUCGCAACCAUGGUUGGGCGCGCCGCCGGGAUGCUCCUUGCACAGCGGGAGCGACUGGGCGCCUGUCUUCAACCUGGGUCAAGGUGUGAACAACGGCGAGUACACCCCGCUCUGUAUGCAGCCGCAGCCCAAUGAAUCGACCUACCUGGCCAAAGGCAUUGAAGUGGUGGAGACAGCUUUCCCCUACGAUCGCUCCGGCAAGUACUUCUACUUUCCAGCUGAGGAGACUGCUGAGGACUGGGAAGAGAAGACGGGCCGCGACUUGUCGCCACACGGCUCCACCCAAUCCGUCAGCCAAUAUCGCCACAACUUUCCCGUCUGGAGCGGCAUCGUGAGGGUCUGGCGCAACGUCCUUGGCGUCCACGGUCGCCGCGAGUUCAACGCCAUGGCGGAGCAGUGGCAACGUGGCGACGUCAUCGAAGUGGGCGUCAUGUGCCCGGCAGGUUUUUCGCUGGUGCCCUAUGACUUGGAUGGUCCGGAUCAGAUGCAUUUCGACACCGACACCUUAGGAGGCUGUGCGCAGAAGUGCCAAGAAGUGGUCAAGUGCAGUAGUUUCGAGUUUUCUCAUUCGGAGUCGAGUUGCAACACCUUCUCCAACAGCAUGGAGAACUUCAAAGCCUUUCUCAGUCGACCCAACGAAUGGAUCUCCUGUGCCCGCUCUGAUCUGCUGCGGGGUGAAUCUACCGCCGCCUUGGAUGCAGCACAGCCUUCAGCGGCACGGAGCGAGGAAGCCUACGCCUGGAAGAAGGCCUUGGGCCUCUGCGUCUUUGCCGACGGCAGCGAAAUCACCUCAGGCUUUAGCCUGGGCAACUUGUCACUGAAGGAAUGCCAUGAGAGCUGCCGAAGUCAGUUGAGCUGUACCGCGUAUCAGAUGGAGGGAAGCGUCGGUAUUUGUUACCUCCACACCUCCAUCUACGCGGCCCGUGGCUCGGGGAAGACGGACGCGACCUGUUACAUCAAACCCGUGCUGAUGUCCUGCGGCACGUACGACAGCGAAGACUGUGCUGAGAGUUAUGCAAUUGCAGAGCAACGCGGGUCGACCACGGAGUUUUGUCAGAAAUGCAUGUCGAGCGAUGCGAUCUCCUUGCUCCGGGACAGGUGUCAACUUUGUUGCGAGAAAUGUUCCAUGAGUAUCGAGACGCCUACAACUGUAGGAGUGAACGCCAGCCGCGAGAUCGACUGCCCUCCCAACAGUUUCAACCUGGACGGCGAUGCGGCCAACGGUUGCGAGGUGGGCUGCCCCAAGGUGCCCGGAGCCAAUUGUCUGGAAUGCCCCAAUCCCAGUAAUUGCUCACGGAUGAUCUGUGCCGACAACUUCUACGACGCCGACGGAAACGAAAGCAAUGGCUGUGAAGUUCUUUGUCCGGGUGUGAACAAUGCAGUGUGCAAGAAGUGUGAGCAGGAUCUCUGCACCGUCUUCGAUUGUCAGUCGGGCUUCUUUGACGCCGAUUGGAACGUGCAGAACGGCUGCGAGGCCCCAUGUCCUGUGGUGCCCAAUGCCGAGUGCUUGCUGUGUCAGGGGCCCUACGUGUGCAAGGACUAUAAGUGUCAUCCCAACUUCUUCGAAGUGGAUGGGAACUACACCAACGGCUGCGAAACGGAAUGUACCACCUUUCCCAACGGCCAUUGCUCGGAGUGCCACAGCCCAAGCACCUGUGCCGUGGCCUUGACCUGCGACAAGGACUGGUACGACGCAGACGGUGUGCAUGAGAAUGGAUGUGAAGUGUUGUGCCCCAGCGUGAGCCAUGGCAAUUGCACAGCUUGCAGUGGGAAACCACUGGAAUGCUUCGAGAUGCAGUGCGACCCCAACUGGUUCGAUGUGGAUGGCCAAAUCCAGACAGGCUGCGAAGCCACCUGCCCCGUCGUGGACCACGGCCGUUGCACAACCUGCAGCAGCCCGGAGCAGUGUAGCAGCGUUAGCUGUCAUGCCAAUCGUUUUGAUGCCGACGAGCUUCCCAGCAAUGGCUGCGAAGCGGGAUGUCCUGAGGAGAACUACUUCAACGACGACCAGGAUCCACGCAACGGCUGCGAAGCGGGUUGUCCCGAGGUGCCGGGAGGUGAUUGCAAGGACUGCAGCAGUUCUUGGGAAUGCGAAAGCGUGCAGUGCUUCGAGAACCGCUUCGACGCCGACGGAACUGCUUUGAACGGCUGCGAAGCCGGCUGCGCUCAGCUGCCGCAGGCCAACUGCACGAAAUGCUUCGGCCCUGGCACCUGUGCCGUGUUGAAGUGCCAUGCCAAUUGGGCCAACCGCGAUGGAGAUGUCAUGAACGGAUGUGAGAUGCAAUGUGGGGAGGUGUUGAAUGCCAACUGCCUGGAUUGUUUGAUUGUGGGCGGCUGUUCGAAAGUGCAGUGUUCGCCCAACUUCUUCGAUGAUGACGGGGAUCCAUUGAACGGCUGCGAAGCAGGCUGCCCCAACGUGACGCAUGGCCAAUGUUUGAGUUGUAGCAGCUCCAGCCAGUGUACGAAGCUAGCGUGCGAGGCCAACUGGUUUGAUGCCGACGGAGACCGACAAAGCUGCGAAGCGCCCUGCGGCGACGUCUUAGGAGGGACGUGUUUGAAGUGCAGCGGCCCCACCAACUGCACCAAGGUUCAGUGUCAUGACAACUACUACGAUGAGGAUGGCAAACCUCAGAACGGUUGCGAGAUUUUGUGUCCCAGCGUGUCCCAUGGCGUUUGCAAACGCUGCGACAGCCAAGGCGAACCACGCUGCACGUCAGUGGUCUGUGAGAAGAAUUGGUUUGACGCAGACGACACGGCGCAGAUGAAUGGAUGCGAGACCGGCUGCCCCGAGCUGAGCCAUGCCAAAUGUCUGAGUUGCAACAGGCCAGGCAGUUGCCAGAAAAUCACCUGUGAUAAGAACUGGUUCAACGAGGAUGGAAACAUCUCCAAUGGCUGCGAGGAGACGUGUCCUCAUGUUCCGCAAGGAACGUGUGUGGACUGCGAAAGUCCCGAGGUCUGCGAUAAGUUAGAAUGCAAUAAAAACUAUUUCGACGUCGAUGGCGCCCCGGACAACGGCUGCGAAACCACCUGCCCGCGCGUGGUGUGGGCCUUGUGCCUGGAGUGCAGGCAGCCGGACGUCUGCGACAAGUUGACCUCGUGUCCGCCGAACCACUUCAACUUCGAUGGCGACAACUCCAAUGGCUGCGAGAGUGUUUGUAUGAAUGUCACUGGUGGAACCUGCACCUCUUGCACCACUUUGGACAAUUGCAAGGCUGUGAAGUGUUUCAACAACAGUUUCGACACGGAUGGCAACGCCAGCAACGGCUGCGAAGAAAGCUGUUCCUCUCCGCUGAAUGCUGACUGCGUGAGCUGUGAGGAGGCCAACACCCGCGACUUCAUGAAAUGUCACCGUAACUACUACGAUGCCGACCACAAGAUGUCCACGGGAUGCGAGGUGCUAUGUCCCAGUGUGGAAGGAGGCUCCUGCGCUGCUUGCGCAGAUGUGGACACGUGCACUGCAGUGCAGUGUGACCCAGGGCGUGCCAAUGCGGAUGGCCGAACUGAGAACGGCUGCGAGGUCACCUGCCCCUCCGUGGCGCAUGGCCUUUGCGUUCGCUGUGGAGGAGGCAGCAAUUGCACCGCGGUUCACUGUGAUGAGAACUGGUUCAACUUGGAUCACAACCCGAUGAACGGCUGCGAAGUGCACUGUCCGGAGGUUCCCAAUGGUGUUUGUUUGGGCUGCAGCAGUGCAACAACUUGCACAUCUGUGAGUUGCAGGGCCAACUUCUUCGACGUGGAUGGGGACAGCUCCAAUGGCUGCGAGGCGGGCUGUCAAGCCUUGCCCAAUGCCAUGUGUUCGGAGUGCUCCUCAUGGGACAGCUGUGAGAAAUACAGCUGCACCAAAGGGGCUUUCGACUUUGAUGGCAAAGCCGACAACGGCUGCGAAGUUCGUUGUCCCACUCUGCCGCACGGCAAUUGCACGGACUGCAGCGAUGCUGCCACAUGCACGGAUUUGGAGUGCGAGCCGAACUUCUUUGAUGCAGACGGUUUUGUUUACAAUGGCUGCGAAGCAGGGUGUCCCGAACUGCCCGGGGCGAAAUGCGUGCGUUGCGGCAGCCCCGGGAGCUGCAGCCAGUUGCAAUGCCUGGAGAACUUCUGGGACGCUGACGGCCUGGUGGAGAACGGCUGCGAGGGCAGCUGCCCGGAUUUGCCGAUGGCCAAGUGUACCAGGUGCCAGGAGCCGGGCAUUUGUCAUGCCAUGAACUGCGAACCAGGUUAUUACGAUGCAGACGGCACUGUCAGCAAUGGCUGCGAGCUGCACUGUCCACUUCUGCCACACGCCACGUGCACCAAGUGUGACGCAUCGACCUGCUUCCAGCUUACUUGCGAAAAGAACUGGUUUGACAAGGAUCACUCCGUGGAGAAUGGCUGCGAGAUGCAAUGCCCCUGGGUGCCCCAUGGCAGCUGCACCAGUUGCAGCAGCGCGGACUUUUGCAGCUCCGUACGCUGUGACAAGAACUAUUUUGACGAAGAUGGGGAUGCUUCAAACGGCUGCGAGGCGGGUUGCCCGAAGGUGCCCAAUGGCCACUGCAGCAGCUGCAACGAUGCGCACAGCUGCAACAUCUAUACCUGCGAGGUGAACCAUUUCGAGGCCGAUGGCAACGCCAGCAACGGCUGUGAGAGGACUUGUCCCAAGGUGCAGGGCGGGCACUGCACGGCCUGUCAGAGUCCCUUGCACUGCAGCAGCUUCACCUGCCACGCGGACAGUUUAGAUGUGGAUGGCCUGGUGGACAAUGGCUGCGAGGUGACAUGUGAUCCCUGCACCUUUGCCAACAAGACAAGGAAUGCGUGUCAACACAAGCAAUAUGCUCCGUCCUGUCUCAAGGGCGAUGAGACGCAAAGGACGGGGAUCUCUGGACUUUGGCUCCACAAUGGCUUAGUGAAGAGGUGUGUUUCCUUGUCUUUUAUUCAGGAAUUUUAUGGAUUCAUCAUGUAUUUAUGA
This is a messenger RNA of Cladocopium goreaui, 5892 nucleotides long. The record is from the annotation of a GenBank genome assembly. Lineage: Eukaryota; Dinophyceae; Suessiales; Symbiodiniaceae.